GAUAAAAUAAAAAAAGAAUUUGGUGCGUAGGCAGAUUAUAAAUGCACUCGAUUAAUAGUGGAAAACAAAGAAAAAGAAAGAAAAGGACAAUCAUGUUUUAGCAUAAGUUCGUUAUAUCAUACCGAUAAUGCAUUGUAUCUAAUGUUAAAAUUGAAUAAUUGUGAUAAAUAUAGAGAAACAAAUUUUUUUUUUUCUGACGCAAGUGAAAGUAUUGCGGAUCGUUAGUAUUGUGAACAAAGGCACUUGACUUCAAACUUGAAGCCACGUAAUUAUGUUCAUAAAAUUAUUUCUGAAUAGUAGCAGUGCGCGUUGAGCUGCAGUAUCAUCGCAAAUAGAUAAAACCUGCGAUGUUGAGAUGUUUUUGUGCUGAUAUCAUUGAAUGAAAGUAGCAAGUAGUUAUUAACUUUAUUCUGGACAGACUAUACUUUUGAAUUAUAAUUUUAGAUUUAUGAUAAAAAGAUAUUUCAUAUUAUAAUUCAUUAUGGAAGCACCUAUUCCUGGAUGGAGGCGAUUUACAUAUAUGGAACCAUUGGCAUUUGCUUUAUUUUUUGCCUUUUCUGUAUCAGACAAUGUAAUGACUGACUUUAUCGUGUAUCGAAUGUGUAAAAGUAUGUCAAGCUUAAACAAUAGCGAGUGUGAUAUUUUACACGAAAACAGCAGUAGCAAAGAAGCAAUAAUAGUAGAAAAAUUAGUCCAACCGCAUACAGGGCUUAUUUUGGUAUUAAAAUCAUGUAUUGAAACAAUAUUUCCAACGAUAAUGUCCCUCUUUCUUGGUCCGUGGAGCGAUAAAAAUGGUAGAAAACCAUUACUUAUCUUUCCAUUCACAGGUUUAAUAUUGUACUAUGCAACAAUUACUUGCCUUAGUAGCAUCGAUGUCAAUAUAUAUUGGCUUCUUUUAUCUUCCAUACCUUUCUCAUUGUUGGGUGGAUUUCCAGCAAUUUUACUAACAUUUUUUUGUUAUACCACGGAUAUAUCGAAUAAUCAAAACAGAGCUUGGCACUUGGCUUGUCUGGAUACCACAAUGUUUGCAGGACUUCUAGCAGGAUUAUUUGUGGGUCCAAUGGUAUUUAAGCAAUACGGAUAUAUAGCAGUUUUUUCACUAUCUACGCUAUUGUGCUUCUUGGCAUUACUAUACUCCAUACUUUUUGUGAAAGAAACGAUUGAAAAUGAUAAUAUGCGUACAUUAAGAAGUGUAUUUGACAUUUCCUUAGUCAAAGAAUUAUUCUGUGCCGUUACUAAACAACGAAACGGAUUCGAUAGAUAUUUAGUGUGGAGUUGCAUUUCAGCCAUUGCUUUACACAUUGUAAUAAUAGAGGGUAAUUCCUCUAUUUCAUUUCUUUUUGCCAGUUCCAAAUUAGGCUGGAAUAUCACAGAUUUUUCUAUAUAUUCGGGGACUCAUAUUCUAAUCUCUAUAGUCGGAAUGUUAUUUCUGAUUAAAUUUAUCGGUUCAUUUUUAAGACUUCCCGAUACUUUCAUUAUUGUUUUAUCGUGUUUAUCGAACAGUGCGGCCUGUUUAACAAAGGGUUUCGUUUAUAAAUCAUGGCAAAUGUAUUUUUCAUCGGGUAUCGGAAUGUUUAGUUCAACCGCUAUUCCAAUGAUUAGAGCUAUAAUAUCGAAAUCAGUUCCCCCAAACGAUGUAGGUAAAACAUUCUCAUUAACAACUACAAUGGAGAUGAUAGUACCAUUUGCAAGUACGCCUUUGUAUAUAUUUAUUUAUACACGUACGUUGAGUCAAUAUCCUUGCCCAGUAUGGUUUUUGUCUGCGGUACUGCCAAUUGUAAUUAUAAUGCUUGCAAUUAUUAUUGAACAUAGAUGGAGAAAAUUAAAAAAUACCGAAUAUACUCCAUUUAUGAAUAAUUUUAAUUGA
Molecule: messenger RNA, 1867 nt
Organism: Ceratosolen solmsi marchali
Lineage: Eukaryota; Metazoa; Arthropoda; Insecta; Hymenoptera; Agaonidae
Product: proton-coupled folate transporter
Exons: 7
Coding region: 482-1867 (461 amino acids)
Biological process (GO): transmembrane transport
Cellular component (GO): membrane
Molecular function (GO): transmembrane transporter activity
Source: RefSeq, a predicted model, not a curated record